GUUUCUCUAGUCCAAGGGAACACAGUUGAAGAAGUCAUUGAGAGGCUGCUGUCUAUCAAAAAGCAUCCAAGCAAGCAGAAGCGAGCUGAAAGCCGCCUGUCUGGGAGUGCAGCUGGAGCUGCCCAGGCUGAGCCAGAGCCAUGUGCACGUGCAGCUCGCUGUCCAGUGGGGUCCUCAAACCCCACCAGGCCACCAGCAACAUCCUCAGGGCCACUGGACAACGACAAGAAGAUCUCAUGCUGCCAGUUCACAGCCUGCUGUGCUCUGCCAGAGAAAUCCAACCCUCCCUCCAACACUGCUCCCAACCCGGCACCUCCAGCCCCACCACCUCUACCCCCUGGCACAGCAGCCAUGACCCCCACAUCCCCCAUGACAAAUACACCUCCAGCCCCUCCACUCCCUGGCAUCCCUCCCCCUCCACCCCCACUGCCUGGCAUGGGGAGUAUUCCCCCUCCUCCUUCAUCAUUGCCUGGCAUGGGGGCUAUUCCUCCUCCUCCUCCUCCUCCUCCACCAUUGCCUGGCAUGGGGGGCAUUCCUCCACCUCCUCCACCAUUGCCUGGCAUGGGUGGUGUCCCUCCUCCUCCACCCCCACUGCCUGGUAUGGUUGGUAUUCCACCUGCUCCACCUCCAUUACCUGCCAUGGGUGGCAUCCCUCCCCCUCCACCUCCAUUACCUGGCAUGGGUGGUAUCCCACCUCCUCCACCUCCAUUGCCUGGCAUGGGUGGUAUCCCACCUCCUCCACCUCCAUUGCCUGGCAUGGGUGGUAUCCCUCCCCCUCCACCCCUCCUUCCUGGCAUGACAGGAGAUCACAUAGAAGCCGUGGUGGCCUCCCAGUUCAGCUGCCCCCUGGGCUUGGGCAGGCCUCCCCACAAGACAGUGAAGACACCAACGCUGAGAAUGAAGAAGCUGAACUGGCAGAAGCUGCCCUCCAAUGUGGUGAGAGAGAGCCACUCAAUGUGGGCUUCUGUGAGCAGCAGCAGUGAGGAGACGAUAGAGCCCAACUACAGCAGCAUUGAGCAGCUGUUCUGCUUCCCACAGCCAACCCCCAAGGAGAAGACAGCAGCACCAGUGAAGGCAGAGCCGAAGGAGAUCACAUUUUUGGACUCCAAGAAAAGUCUCAAUUUGAACAUAUUUUUGAAGCAAUUUAAAUGCUCCAAUGAAGAAGUGACUGCCAUGAUCCAGAAUGGGGACCGGACCAAGUUUGAUGUUGAGGUUCUGAAGCAGUUGCUGAAGCUGCUGCCUGAAAAGCAUGAGAUAGAAAACCUGAAGGCCUUCAAAGAAGAGAAAUUAAAGCUAGCAAAUGCAGAUCAGUUCUAUCUUCUCCUCCUUCAGAUUCCCAGCUACCAGCUGCGCAUUGAGUGUAUGCUGAUCUGUGAGGAGACCACCAUCGUGCUCGACAUGAUUCAGCCCAAAGCUGAAGCCAUCCGGAGAGCCUGUGAAGGUCUUCUGACCAGUCAUCGCCUGCCAGUCUUUUGUCAACUGAUUCUCAAAGUUGGAAACUUCCUGAACUACGGAAGUCACACAGGCGAUGCCGAUGGGUUUAAAAUCAGCACUUUACUCAAACUAACAGAAACCAAAGCCAACCAAACCCGCAUUACACUGCUCCACCAUAUUCUGGAGGAAGUAGAAAACAGCCACAAGGACCUACUGGAACUGCCAAAGGAUCUUGAAUAUGUUUCAAAAGCAGCAGGAAUUAAUCUUGAUAUUAUACGCACGGAGUCUGGUACCAAUUUAAAGAAGUUGCUGGAGCUUCAGCGGAAAGUCUUGUCAUCAAAUGAGGAUGUGAAACAACAGUAUGAGAAACCCAUCCAGGACAGCAUUGAUGCCUCCAGGAAGCUGGAAGAAGAAUUUGAAACCAUUGAAAAGAAGAGAGAAGAACUUGCAAAUUAUCUCUGUGAAGAUCCAAGCAAGUUGUCCCUAGAGGACAUAUUUAGCAUCAUGAAGACCUUCAGAGAUCUCUUCAUCCGAGCCCUGAAGGAAAACAAGGACAGAAAGGAGCAAGCUGCCAAAGCAGAGAAGAGGAAAAAACAGCUAGAAGAGGAAGAGGGGAAGAGACAGAAGGGAGAAAAUGGAAAAGUCAUCAAGAAGGGGUUGAUGAAGCAGGAGGAGGUGUGUGUCAUCGACGCCCUGCUCGCCGACAUCAGGAAAGGCUUCACGCUGAGGAAGACGAAGAACAGACACGAGUCAGAGGCAGUUCCUAAAGCCUUGUCUGCAGAGAGCCUGGAGGAAAGCCAGUCUGGACAGAGCAUGAAGGAUCCACAAGCAGCAGGGAAGCAGAUUGAUGACAAGACCAAGCAGAACAAGGAUGAUCAUCCCUCAGAAGGCCUUCCUCCCUCAACCACUGCCCCGAUGGAGACAGGUGGAGGUGUUACAAAUGCUUCAGCUUCAGGCCAGGUGUUAUCUACCAACAGUGCUGGAAGAAGUCUGCCACUGGAGUCCCAGACCAAAAGCUCCUCAGAGAGCAUGGUGGAAGCUGAUGGAGCCAGUCAGACCACACUGGGCCCCGGGAUGGAGCAGGCAAACAACGUGGAAAGCCUCCAGCCCGGCACAAAGAGCGGCUCCCUUGCCUUCUCUGUGGCUGACAUUGGCACAAGGAUAAGCUUUGUGAGCAGCAGUUCAGCCCCUGCUCUGAGAGACCAGCUCAGCUGGACUAACGGGUCCAUGUCAGGAGGCCAGGACAAGGAAUGCCCAGCUGAUGGCUCAGGGAGUGCUCAGCCUGCCCCCUGCAAUGAGGCUCAGCAGGCAGAGUCAAAAGAAAUGACGAAGGAAAAUGAAGACCCUGGCACAGACUCGCUGUUGGACACAUCUCAAGACAAGUCCUUCUCAGAGGAGCCAGCCACCGACUCCUCUUGCUCAGCAACGCUUCCCCCAGAGCAAACUCACAGUGACAGGGAAAAGCAGAGGCCAUCAGGAAAAAGGAAGAAGAAGAAGAGGCACAGCAAAAGCUACUCAGCAGAGGUUGAGACUGAUUCUGGAGAUAAUAAAACAAAAAAAGAUUGUGUGGCACAAUGAGGUGUCAUGGCAAGGCAGAAGGUAUGAGAGAACCUCUCAUGUGUCCCUGCAGUGCUGCCAGCUUCUGAGACUCCAGGUUCUGCAUCAAUGAAAUGCCACCAUGACAACUUCUGCCCCGUGAAGACCCACAGCCUCUCCUCAUGCAGCCUUUCACUCCCCUCCCCAGGACCUAAAGAGCCUCCCCAGAGACUUUGGACCCUCUAGCCUGUGCCUUGCCCUGGGCACCUGUGGGGGCAGGGGAUGGUUCUGUGCAUAGUGGUGGUGGUGAAAGGGUCAGACCUGUCAUCCACUGUCCUGGAAGCCAAGUCUUUCCACCUGCUCUUAGGCCAGACUCCUCUUGAAAUGACAGCUGGGUGUGGCCCAAGAACAGACUGCAGUGUUUAGCCCUUGAAGAAGUGUUAAAAACAGCAGUGCCUCAACUAAAUUAAGGGUAUAAAUUAAGCAGUGGCUGUACCAUCACAAGUGGAGGUGUGUUAAGUCCCUCUUCUCAUUGCCUACUGAUGACUUAGAUUGGACCAGGUCCAAGACCCAGAUUAGACAAAUGUAUUUUUACUCUCAAUCGCUUAAAGCAAGGGAAAUUGGUUACAGGGGAAAAAAGCAAGUAAAAGAAAAAGUAUGUAUUUUACUAAGCAUAUGGCCAUAUAAACAGUGUCUGGUUCCUACAUGAUGCUUAUGUGCAAUUAAGUUGAAGUGCAUCAGUAGUCUUAAGUAGUCUUGUCACACAUGCUGAUGCAUCCAUCAACCUUUGGAGAACCAGGGCCCUGGUUUCUCUUGCUAAAGCAAAAGGAAGAGGUUUUCCAGAGUGCUCUACUGGACAUAUUUUCAGUUUAUCCUGUAGUAAAUCUCUGGGUUUUACUUCCAUUGUCAGCUGCUUGUACUCGAGAGUCUGUGUCCAAGCUGCAGAACGUGUGGAAUCAUGUUACUUGGGCUUUAAAACUGGGACUGUGCAGUACUGUGUUUUCAAAAUUCAGAGCUUUAUUUCUCAAGUUUUGUAAUAACACUGUAUAAUAAUUUUGUACAUAGCUGUCAUUUAAAAUGAUCUAUGUUUGUUGAAUCUAUGGUGUGAUAUGUGCUGAAACAUAAAUCCAGUGGAAGAGCUGGGUACCUUUCAGAACUGUUCAUUUAUAUGGUAACUCACUGUAGCUAAACUAAUGUACAGGCUAAAGCUUAUUUUGCUCUGCUUAAUAGGACUUGUAAUGUCCUUGAAAUACUGAAAACUUCGAAGUGAAACCAAGAAUUAAAUUACUGGUUUGCUUUAA
Molecule: messenger RNA, 4271 nt
Organism: Serinus canaria (Common canary)
Lineage: Eukaryota; Metazoa; Chordata; Aves; Passeriformes; Fringillidae
Product: inverted formin-2
Exons: 16
Coding region: 352-3012 (886 amino acids)
Molecular function (GO): actin binding
Source: RefSeq, a predicted model, not a curated record